AUGAAUGAGGUGAAAGAAUUACUCAGGAACAUCGAGCAGUCCUACAAACUCUUCCAGCAACAGCAGUUCACUUUUAUUGCUGCCUUGGAGCACUGCCGAGAGAAUGCUCAUGACAAGAUCAGACCCAUCUCGAGCAUUGGUCAGGUGCAGAACUACAUGGAACACUACUGUAACAACAGCACCGACCAUCGGAUCCUUCAAAUGUUCCUGAAAAUCUGCAUGGAGUUGAACAAGCUCUGCCAGCAAUUUGAGGCCCUGCAUCCUGGAACCCCAACCACCAACAACAUCUUGGAGAAAUGCAAAAUUCUUGUUAGCCAUAGUAAUGACCUGAGCAGUCUAAGAGCAAGAUACCCUCAUGAUGUGGUCAACCACUUGAGCUGUGAUGAGGCAAGGAAUCACUACGGAGGAGUUGUGAGUCUCAUCCCUAUAGCACUGGACUUAAUGAAAGAAUGGAUCGCCCACUCUGAGAAAUUACCACGCAAAGCAGCUCAACAUGUGAGUGACCAGAAGGGUGACAAGAAGAGUACAGGAGCCAGAAUUAAAUGCCAUUCCAUUGGCACACAGACUUUGGUUAAGAGAGAAAGAAAUAGGGACCCUAAGAAACAGAACAAAUUUAGAGGAAAAAAUCAAGGGAAAAGUCUCAUUCCUCCUUGGAGACCACCAGGGGGACCUGUCCUUUAA
Gracilinanus agilis (Agile Gracile Mouse Opossum) is the source of this 681-nucleotide messenger RNA. It is a transcript of the gene SPACA9, whose product is annotated as sperm acrosome associated 9. The transcript has 3 exons. Bases 1 to 681 code for a protein of 226 amino acids. Gene Ontology annotation, cellular component: sperm flagellum; ciliary base; acrosomal vesicle. Lineage: Eukaryota; Metazoa; Chordata; Mammalia; Didelphimorphia; Didelphidae. The record is from RefSeq and is a predicted model, not a curated record.